AUGGCUAGUGAUCCUUCGGAUUGGAGGUACAAGCUUUGGGUAUUUUUUUGGAAUAUAGCCUCCCAUCUUCAAAUUGUUGGCAUUGUCGUCAGCGUUUUUCAUUUGCUGAUUUUGAUCCGAAAAUCUCUCCGAACAAGUGCAGUUUUCAUUUUUAUGAUAGCGAUAUGUAUAUCGGAUAUUGUCAAACUUGGUUUCGCAUUCGGCUACAAAAAUUCUGUCUACAAGCAUCAAUGGCAGCACAGAAUGAUGUUUCAGGAAGAUCCGAUACCUGACUGCCUAAAGCAAGAAUGGGUUCUAGUAGACAUACUAGGCCAGGUCAUGGCCAGUUCAUACAGUAUAACAAGAAAGUAUUCCGUUUGGUUGUCAAUCAUUAUGGCUAUGAUAAGAACGUUGUCAGUGAUGUUUCCAAUGAGCAAUGCUAUUCAGAAAUUGACAACUACCAAGGCUACUGUCAUUAGUGUGUUGAUUAUAUUUUGGGUUGUAGUGUUUCUGGAUUUUUCACGUCUGGCAGUUUAUUAUAGAAUAAAAUGGUUUCCUGAUAUUUUAGAUUGCACAUCCAUGAAACCAUCCAACAAACACUACACUCUUGCCAUCUGCAUACUAUGUGACAAAACAAUUUAUGGAUACACGGACGUGGCUCACCGCUUUCUACCAACUCUCAUAUACCCUGUGCUCACAGUUUUACUAAUUAUACAGUUAAGACGUAUUAAAAAGAAAAGAGCUGCUAUGUUACAAAAUAGUCCGAAUAAAGUGGAUAACACUACAAGUAUGAUAUUACUAAUGACAAUUACAUUUAUGUUGUCAGAAGGUUUGAGUGGUACAAUUGGCAUAAUUAAUAUUAAUAGCGUGUAUUUCAUGUCAAUUGAUUAUAAUGAAAACCUGAAAUAUUUUUUCCUUAUAUUCACGCAUUCUGCACUCACACUACGAAUUUUGAAUACAGUAUCCCACACAUUUGUCUGUGCACUCAUGUCGACACAAUAUCAAACCGAGUUGAAAUCAAUUUUUUGCCGGAAAAGUGUGUCGCCAAAUUCCACAAGAGCCCAAGAAUCUAUGUAG
Molecule: messenger RNA, 1056 nt
Organism: Caenorhabditis elegans
Lineage: Eukaryota; Metazoa; Nematoda; Chromadorea; Rhabditida; Rhabditidae
Gene: srw-21
Product: G-protein coupled receptors family 1 profile domain-containing protein
Exons: 3
Coding region: 1-1056 (351 amino acids)
Biological process (GO): signal transduction; G protein-coupled receptor signaling pathway
Cellular component (GO): membrane
Molecular function (GO): G protein-coupled receptor activity; G protein-coupled peptide receptor activity
Source: RefSeq, marked reviewed